Messenger RNA from Fusarium keratoplasticum, 1794 nucleotides. Its product is annotated as Zn(2)-C6 fungal-type domain-containing protein. Gene Ontology annotation, molecular function: DNA binding; zinc ion binding. Bases 1 to 1794 code for a protein of 597 amino acids. The transcript is spliced from 6 exons. Gene Ontology annotation, biological process: DNA-templated transcription. NCBI's taxonomy places the organism in Eukaryota, Fungi, Ascomycota, Sordariomycetes, Hypocreales, Nectriaceae. The record is from RefSeq and is a predicted model, not a curated record.
AUGUCGUCGUCAGAUGCCCAGGACCGUGGCGCCCGCAACGAAGACGGCGGCCAGGACCCCUCAGGGGCUCAUGAUGGGCCAGCUGUCGCACCCUGUGAUAACGAGAAUGGAGACGAAAAGCGAGGUGAUGUCGUCGAAGUCGCCACAGGUGCCAGUGCUGGUGCUGAGUCUCUUGAGAAACCGGAGCGUCCGGUAAAGAAGAUGAAGAGGGGAAAAUACAUAUCCAGAGCCUGCACCAUCAGCUCUGAGAUCUUAGCUCGCUUGGACGCCGUAGAGCGUCAUUUGCGUCUCAUGCGACCGCCCGGCUCUGACUCGACCAUUCCUCCUCUCAACCACAUUUCUCCCGACGAGCAGCUCAAACAUUCUCCUGCGAAACUUCAGAGUGCCUUAGAGGCAGACGGCCAAACGUUUGCUGGGGAGAUAACUAUGAAUCCGGCGUUCGAAGACGACAAUGAGACCUUGGACCACAACAGUGUUGUAUCUUCAGGGUUGCGGCUCGAGCAUUCCUCACCCGCCUCUUCUCUCCACCCUCCGGCAACGUCCCCAGGCGAGUUGGGGGUUCGAAAAGGGAGAUGGUGGUUUGAUAGCAUCCUUGCACAACACGGCGUCAACAUCGACGAGAACCAAUCGAGAUACUAUCUACAAGUCUAUUUGGACGAGAUCCAUCCCAUGUAUCCAUUCAUCCAUCCUCCUGCCAUAUGGGAGACGUUCAAUGAGAUGUGGCAAUACUCUACUCCCUGGCCCACAGCAGAAUCCGCAGAAGGGGAACACAUGCGGGUCUCGAUGGCUUUGAGUCUCCUCCAGGAUUUGCUCGAGACUAGCAACACGGCCACAAAGUCCCUGCUUAUGCUGCAAGUUCUGAUCGUAAGAGUUAUCUAUCUGUUUCGUCUAGAUGCGAACCAGAAAGCUGCUAGGGUCCUGGCGCUCACCGUGUCUGUUGCACACACCAUAGGGAUACACCGUCAAAGUACCAUCGACACCAUGCCUGCGUUUUACAACCAGCUAUAUUGUCGGGCGUGGUGGGUGAUAUACAUGAUAGAUCGUCGGAUAGCCCUCGAGUCUGGCAAACCGUUCCUCAUUCAAGACAGCAACGUGGACACGGCACUACCGAUCGACCUCAGCGAUGAAUGGAUGACUAGAUUUUCGACAAGAAACGAGACCAUGGCAGAAUUGCAGCAUGAGAUCACAGCUGAGGUUGAUCGAGACAUAUUGCCCUCGCCGAUACCUUAUGUUGUUGCUAUGAUUCGAUAUUCUCGUGUGGCGGGAAAGGCUUGGGAGGUGUUGUACGGCGUCAAAGCAUCUAGUGCCCCUACAUUUGCUAUGGUCGAAUAUGUCGAUACUGUUCUUUGUAAGCUGCUAGAUACAGCUCCCAAGAACCUGAGGUACGACCCGGACGAACCCUACGAAUCCCAAUUCAGCACAAGCUUGCGAUGGCAGAUCAAGCAGACUGUUAUUCUGUCCACGUGCUGCACAUAUCUUCGCCUUUUAAUACGAAGGCCCCUUUUACCCAGUUCGAGGCCACUGAGCCUCACCGAGGAGGACGACCUGGAGUCGUCCAUAGAGUGCGCUGGCCUCGCCGCAAAGAUCCUCACUGCCCACCAAAACAUUAAAGAUGACCUCAUCAAAUAUAGCUUCGCUCUCAGUCACUACGUCACAAGCUGCGCCAUGAUUAUGAUCGCAUUGGUUUCCAGGGAACUGGGUUCCAAGAAGAGAUAUGGCUCCCUCGUGCUGGCAGCAACCCAGUCUUUGAUUCUGUAUAGCCACAAGUACACCAAACUCUGGCAGGGAACAUGA